Molecule: messenger RNA, 9583 nt
Organism: Hemicordylus capensis (graceful crag lizard)
Lineage: Eukaryota; Metazoa; Chordata; Lepidosauria; Squamata; Cordylidae
Gene: ATP9A
Product: ATPase phospholipid transporting 9A (putative)
Exons: 28
Coding region: 321-3461 (1046 amino acids)
Biological process (GO): retrograde vesicle-mediated transport, Golgi to endoplasmic reticulum; phospholipid translocation; endocytosis
Cellular component (GO): trans-Golgi network; plasma membrane; endosome
Molecular function (GO): ATPase-coupled intramembrane lipid carrier activity; ATP binding; ATP hydrolysis activity
Source: RefSeq, a predicted model, not a curated record
GAGCAGCCGUGCCGAAGGGUGGGCUCUGCAUUAGCGUCUGUGUAGGAUAGCGGCGGAUGGGGGGAAGCAGCAGCAUUGCCUAAAAGGUGGGGCGCAACGCCGCCCAAUUUGUGGGCGAAGGGGAGAGGAGGGAGAAGCAGGGGUGGCGUGAGCGUCCACGCUACCUGCGCGCCGCUCAGCCAGCAGCAGCCAGCCCGGUCCUCAGCCGAGGCGCUGUCAGAGGAGCGCGGAGAGGCCGGGCAGAGCGAGGCUGGGCAGAAGCCGAUCCCCUCCAGCGCUCCUCCCCGCCUAUUGCUGCGCCCAGCUCGGCUGCCGCGGCCAUGACCGAUAACAUCCCUCUGCAGCCAGUCAGGCAGAAGAAGCGGAUGGACAACAAGCACCGCGGCGGGUGUUGUGAGUGCCUAAGAUGCUGCGGAAGAGGAGACCCAAGGCCUCGGACGGUUUGGCUUGGCCAUCCGGAAAAGAGAGGCCAGAGAUACCCACGUAAUGUGAUCAACAACCAGAAAUACAACUUCUUUACUUUUCUACCAGGGGUGCUGUUCAACCAGUUCAAGUACUUCUUCAAUCUUUACUUCUUAUUUCUGGCCUGUUCUCAAUUUGUUCCUGAAAUGAGGCUCGGUGCACUUUACACAUAUUGGGUUCCACUGGGUUUUGUGCUCACUGUUACCAUCAUCCGUGAGGCAGUGGAGGAGAUCCGAUGCUACAUGCGGGACAAGGAAGUGAAUUCCCAGAUCUACAGCAGACUCACAGCAAGAGGAACAGUGAAGGUGAAGAGCUCCAAUAUUCAAGUGGGGGACCUUAUCAUUGUGGAAAAGAACCAGCGAGUCCCUGCUGACAUGAUCUUCCUAAGGACCUCAGAAAAGAAUGGCUCCUGCUUUCUACGUACGGAUCAGCUGGAUGGUGAAACAGAUUGGAAGCUGCGCCUGCCUGUCACGUGCACGCAGAGGUUACCCACAGCUUCUGACCUUCUUCAGAUCCGGUCAUAUGUGUAUGCUGAGGAGCCAAACAUUGAUAUCCAUAACUUUGUUGGGACUUUCACUAGAGAGGAUAGCGACCCACCAGUGAAUGAGAGUCUAAGCAUCGAAAACACCCUCUGGGCCAGCACAGUGAUUGCUUCAGGAACAGUUGUGGGAGUUGUUCUGUACACAGGCCGGGAACUGCGCAGUGUUAUGAACACAUCAAAUCCACGGAGUAAGAUUGGCCUUUUUGACUUGGAAGUGAAUUGCCUCACCAAGAUUCUCUUUGGGGCUUUAGUGGUGGUUUCCCUUGUCAUGGUAGCUCUCCAACACUUUGCUGGACGCUGGUACCUCCAGAUUAUCAGAUUUCUUCUUCUUUUCUCAAACAUCAUUCCUAUUAGUUUGCGUGUGAAUCUUGAUAUGGGGAAAAUAGUCUACAGCUGGAUGAUCCGGAGAGAUUCUAAAAUUCCUGGCACCGUGGUUCGAUCUAGCACAAUCCCAGAGCAGCUAGGAAGGAUAUCCUACUUACUUACAGAUAAAACAGGGACCCUAACACAGAAUGAGAUGGUUUUCAAGCGCCUUCAUCUUGGAACAGUGGCUUAUGGACUAGACUCUAUGGAUGAAGUUCAAAGCCAUAUAUUCAGUAUAUACACUCAGUCCCAAGAGCCACCUGCUUUAAAGGGUCCCACUCUGGCUACUAAAGUUCGGAAAACUCUGAGCAGCCGGGUCCACGAAGCGGUGAAAGCAAUUGCCCUCUGCCACAAUGUGACUCCUGUCUAUGAAUCGAAUGGUGUGACAGAUCAGGCUGAAGCAGAGAGACACUAUGAAGAUUCUUGCAGGGUGUACCAAGCUUCUAGUCCUGAUGAGGUGGCCCUCGUACAGUGGACAGAGGGUAUAGGCUUGACGCUGGUUGGCAGAGAUCAGUCUUCUAUGCAGCUGAGGACACCUGGUGGCCACAUCUUAAACUACACCAUCCUCCAGAUCUUCCCAUUCACUUAUGAAAGUAAACGGAUGGGGAUAAUUGUCCGGGAUGAAUCUACAGGGGAAAUCACUUUCUACAUGAAAGGGGCUGACGUGGUGAUGGCUGGAAUUGUUCAGUACAAUGAUUGGCUGGAGGAAGAGUGUGGUAAUAUGGCAAGAGAAGGCCUGAGGGUCCUUGUGGUAGCAAAGAAGUCCCUCACUGAGGAACAAUAUCAAGACUUUGAGGCGCGCUAUGUCCAAGCAAAGCUGAGCGUCCAUGACCGUUCCCUGAAGGUAGCCACCGUGAUCGAGAGCCUGGAGAUGGAAAUGGAGCUGCUGUGUCUGACUGGAGUGGAGGAUCAGCUGCAGGCGGAUGUCAGACCUACUUUGGAAACGCUGCGAAAUGCUGGUAUUAAGGUAUGGAUGCUCACAGGGGAUAAACUGGAAACAGCCACGUGCACAGCUAAGAAUGCACAUCUGGUCACCAGGACCCAGGACAUUCAUAUAUUUAGACUGGUGACCAACCGUGGAGAAGCUCACUUGGAGUUGAAUGCCUUCCGUCGCAAGCAUGACUGUGCCCUUGUGAUUUCUGGUGAUUCAUUAGAGGUGUGCCUGAAAUACUACGAGUAUGAAUUUAUGGAAUUAGCUUGCCAGUGCCCAGCCGUGGUCUGCUGCAGAUGUGCCCCAACACAGAAGGCUCAGAUUGUACGCUUGCUCCAGGAGAGAACUGGAAAGCUGACCUGUGCAGUAGGUGAUGGUGGCAAUGAUGUCAGUAUGAUUCAGGAGGCAGACUGUGGAGUUGGGGUGGAAGGAAAGGAAGGAAAGCAAGCUUCCCUUGCAGCGGAUUUCUCCAUCACUCAGUUUAAGCAUCUCGGCCGAUUACUGAUGGUGCAUGGACGGAACAGCUACAAAAGAUCUGCCGCUCUCAGCCAGUUUGUGAUCCACAGAAGCUUGUGCAUCAGUACAAUGCAGGCUGUCUUCUCUUCAGUGUUCUACUUCGCCUCAGUUCCCCUCUACCAGGGCUUCCUCAUUAUUGGGUAUUCCACCAUCUACACCAUGUUUCCAGUCUUCUCUCUUGUACUGGACAAGGAUGUCAAGUCUGAAGUUGCCAUGCUGUACCCAGAACUCUACAAAGAUCUCCUGAAGGGAAGGCCAUUAUCAUACAAAACCUUUUUGAUAUGGGUUUUGAUAAGCAUCUACCAAGGCAGCAUCAUCAUGUAUGGCGCCCUGCUGCUAUUUGAAUCAGAGUUUGUCCACAUUGUAGCCAUUUCCUUCACGUCCUUGAUCCUCACUGAGCUGUUGAUGGUGGCUUUGACAAUCCAGACAUGGCACUGGCUGAUGAUGGUGGCAGAACUACUCAGCCUUUCCUGCUACAUUGCCUCGCUGGUCUUCUUACAUGAAUUUAUUGAUGUUUACUUCAUUGCGACCUUAUCAUUCUUGUGGAAGGUGACAGUAAUCACUCUGGUCAGCUGUCUUCCUCUUUAUGUCCUGAAGUACCUGAGGCGAAAGUUUUCUCCCCCGAGCUAUUCAAAACUCACAUCGUAGGUGGUUUUUCCAGUGGAGCAGAGACUCAUUUUUUUUGCACAGUGCUCACAGACAAAAUAAAUAUGUAUUCAUCAUAGUAACAGCUAUGUCUGGUUGCAUAAGGAUCGUGCAUUGGCUGGUGAACAUCACUGAAAGACUGAAUAACUCACAGUGAAGCAGAAACCUAGCAGUCAGUCAAGUAAGCAGGGAGAACUUAGAAGGGCGUCACGUUGAUCCAGUUUUGUCACUUUAUAUUUAUUUGAAUGGAGAUCUAAUGCAUGUAAACUAGAAAGAGAAUCUGGCUCCUGGGUGCAAUCAACUUAACCUGGAAACUAAGUAAGCUAUUUAUGCCAAGCCUUCAAAUGAAUUUCCCCCCCUUUUUCUGUUUAGUUUCCUCAUGUUAUAUUACGAUUUAUCUUUUCGGUGCAAGUAGUUGUAUGCAUUUUGUAUGUCUUGGGAAAUGCGUUCAAGGGCGACACAUCAUGCUGUUAACAGACAACAGCAUACAGGGCCAUGCUGAUCUGUUUUGAUGUGUUCUAAUGCAAACCAGAGCUGCCAAUUUCAAUAGCUAAAAAUGUCUCUUUAAUCCCCCUUUUUUUUAAAGCAGGGGGAACACCCCAUGGCGAGUCAGUCUUUCCUGCUGUAAUAUUGCCCAAUUAUUUGUAAAGGGAAACAGUGUUGUGGGUAAAGAAAAAUGCUGUUCUACUCAACAGCAGUGUUUCUUUGGGAGAUUUUGUCUAUGGUAUUUAUACUAGCUGUGCAAGAUAACCGUAUUCCCAAAGAGUGGAGCAACCCACAACAAGGCAAAAACAGGUUUCUAACUCCAUGGAUGCUGCCUAAUGUUAGUGUGUGGCCAUCUACAGGGAUAAAUAGGAAGAAGGGGUGCUUAAUCCUUCCCCUAUAAUCUCCCAACCAAUUUUUUAAAAAUGUCUUCUCCCACCCCUCCUCUGCCCUGAUGAUUCAACUCUGCAAAGAGCCGAGCCCCACGUGACUCAUAACCAGCAAAUCCAUGUCUGCAGAGGUAAUGUACAGUUCCACUCUCAUAUGCAGCUUACAUUAGGCUCAUCUAAUAUAUCUGACCCACAUUCCAAUUUGCUCUCCACCUUUCAUUUAACUGCUUUGAGGCUGCUGGUCCACAGAAAGUGUGCAUAAUAGCCUAGACGAGAAGUGUCCUGCACACCCGAAGGGCAAUCUAUACAGGGCAGGUGUCAGCCCCAAAUGCCAGACUGGGGAGAAUGGGUCUGAGCGGACUGGCAAUAUGAAUAACUCUGCCACAACUGCAAAUUAUUUUAAUCUUCAUUGACGUUUUGGAAAGAAACUUCCUGCCAGUUUUGAAAUUAUCUAAAAUAUUGCUCUGCAGAAAAAUGUAUAAUGAAUCAUGAAAGGCUUGAAAAAGAAGGUUCGUGGGAUUCCUGCUAUAAACAGUGAAGAAAAUGUUUCCUACACGUCCAUAGAGAUCCUUGGACUGCACCACUUCAGAUUGCACUGAAGGAGAAUUGCAUGUUUGGAUGUCCCAUGUUGGGGAGCAGGGGGGAACUUCCUGCACAUAGAAAAGCAAGACAUUAGGAUGGGGGCAACAUGAGAAUCCUCUUUUCUUUCAUUGUGGAGCAGGGUGCUGUCAAAUGUGUACCUGCAAUGUUACAGUCCAGAAAGGACUUUAUUGUGUAAUCCUUCUGAAGUAGAUUCUUAAUCUGAAGAAGGAGAUGUCAAUAAAAACAGGCACUCAUCUGUUUCCCAAUUAUACCAGGGUAUAAUUGGUAUAAUAUGACCCUAUACAUAAAGCUGUGUAUAGGGUCAUACUAGAUUGACAUUGCUCUCAGCAGAAAAAGUAGGCGUUGAAUACAAGAGACUGACCAAUUAACUGGCUCACCUUCAAAAAUAAAGGGAUCUCUUCUCCCUCUCCCCCCAACCCAGCAGCCAUUGCAUUUGGUGAGUUUGUGUUAAAAGUGUUGAUCUGCUAUUAACAAAGUGUUCUUUGGCAGGUAAAUGUGUCUGCUAUGUCAAGACAAUGUUUUAAAGUGAAUCACUGGGGCACAAAUAUACAGGAGUGGGAAAUUCCUGGUGCAUUGACUUGAUCUAAGAGGAGUUCAGCAGUUACAGACAACGUUGCCACUCCAUUUUAUACAGUUGAAAGGAUCCAUGAAUAGUUGGCCAUUUAAGCUGAAAGGAAGGCUUGCUGGCCUAUUAUGCGAACUUAAAAAGCCUAAUUGCCAGCAGCAACUUGGUAUCAGCAGGAGUCCCUUUUCCAAAGAAGUUCAAAGAUAUAACUGCUACUUGCAAAGACCCACUGGUUUCAAAGCAUUAAAUGCUACCACUUGCAAAGUAUUUGCCAUGGUAAAAUGAUUUACUGGGCCAUUAAAAAAGUAGCAAAUCUUCAUCACGGUGUCUCUUCUUCCAUUUCCCAUCACUACCCCAGUGCACUAUGACAGAAGAAGACUUUUUAUUCUUCCAACUUAAUAGACUGCACAAGGGUGUUCAGAGUGGCUGAUAAAAAUAGAUUUAAAAUAGCAUCUGUUUCUCUACAGUUGUAUACAAUAGAUGCACCUCUACUCUGUAGGUGCCACUCUACAGACUAAAAUGUCAUUUCUACAUUUGAGUCAUAGUUUCAUGGUUCAAGAUCCUAUGAAUGUUGCAAAAGCAGAGGAGCAAAACAUGCUUUGAUCUGAAAUGUUGGGCGUGUUUCAGAGGCCAAAUCUAAUUAUUUGACAUUGCUGUUGGGUAUUUCAACACACGUUAAAACAUUCAAGGAUCAAGCUAGACAUUACUUCAACCACAUCUCUUGUGCUUGCUUUUUUGUGUAGGUAAAUAGCACAUGUCGGGGGGUGGGGGAUCUGGAACAGGAUGGUGAUGAGGGAUAGGGUUAAAUCUCCUCUACACAUAGCCCCACCAUGGUCCCAAUCCAGUUUGGGCCCCUUACAUUAUCUAUUUACACGCAUGUGCACACACACACCCCAGAGCCAAUGAUGUGACGUAAAGUCAUGCCUAGCUUGGCCAUUGGACAUGCAUUUCAGUGGGAUCUAAGCACGCUUAACUUAGGAUUGUAACCAUUGUUUUGUUUGUGGCUCAGUCUUUUGAAGGACUCCAUAAAUAGAGACUGACCCACAGCCAGCUAGCAAACCUCUUCUGAACUAGCAGAUCUUCUGUUAACUUUUUUUAAUGGGUUGCCUGUGUUUUGUCUUGCCAGAAUUGUAAUGCCACAUUGAGAGUAUGUAUAUAAGGAAGGGGAACUAAUUUUGACAUUUCUCCUGUGCAAGACCUAUUUCAAUUAAUGGGAGUUGUGCAGGAGGGCGGUAGUAUCAAUGUCCGAUGUUGCUGUUUUUUGGAAUCAAUACUGUUUACACUGAAUAAUGAUCACCAUGCCAUUAGUGACCGUAUUAGCAAAGCCAAUGUGAGGAAAUUAAUUAUAAUUAGGUUCAGUAAUAUUUAUUGGACUAAUGACUUGACUAAGGAGCUCAUAUUUCGUGGCAGUAACAAUAACUGUUAAUACUUUGUGUAAGAUGUAUUAUGGAGCCUUGAUGACCUGCCGUUCUUUUGUAGCAAACAUCUUGCACAAGGUUGCAAUCUGUGAAGAGGUGUUUUUUGGUUUUUUUUUUGCUGAGAGUAAGCCGUGUGUUUUGUGGAUGUUUUGUGUUCUUUAAUCAUUCAAAACAGCCAGUUGUACAACAAGCAAUGGCACCAGUUGAAUUCCCCUGUUGUUAUGACAUGUUAGGGUGUCUGUAAAAUUUAUUUUGAUUUGGGAGGAAAAUUAGUCAUACAAAUAGAUUCUACUGAAAAUGGUUUCUGCAGGCACAAAAUGUUGUUUUUGUUUCUCCCGCCACCCAAUUAUGUGUCUCAUUAAGCAGAGGAAUGAAAUACCCUUUCCUUAACUAUUUUAAUUUUGUGAAGCUUGGCAAUUGUGCAUCCUGGGAUGAAAUCUACUAGAGAUGCAUGUGCAACCACAACAAGAUGAAUGGAAGCUGCACCAAGGGCACUGCUCUGAAAUUAAUUGCUCCUUCAUUUCAAUUGGGGUCAUACUGGCAAACAUCCCUAUGGAUUGUGCUUCCUAUGUUGCGAUUUUUAAAAAAAAAAUCUGGCAGCUUUUCUUGAAAUGGAAAAUAUGGUGAAAUACUUGUGGUUCAUCUACUGCUUUGUGGAGAUUGCUGAUAAAUACUAUUUGCCUUUGCAGUUGGCUACUCAAAACACUUUAUUUUUGCACUGAUUACCCUUUCCUCAUGUUCAUUAAAUAGACAUAGGAUCUUACAUUUCUGAUACCUAAUGAGUUAUUCUCUGUCCCCUCCCACUUCUGAAGCAUAUGUUUGCACACAUUCAAGCAGCCUUUUCAAGUGACAAAAUAAUCCACACUGUUCUGUUAUACUCGUGCCAGAAAGGAUCCAGCAGCAAUAGCUUGCCCCCAUGUAAUGGAAGAUCCCGCAGGGGGACAGACAGGUUGCUCUGAUGCCUUCCUGCUGAUUGGUACCUCAUACUGCACUCUAGUGUAUGAGAGAGAGCACAUACCCAGCCUGAGGAGAACUUUUCUUUAAACAAAACAAAACCCUAGCCACAUGAACACUCCCAUAUUUGAGUGUACAGCAUCUGGCCUGAAGGUAAACAUUUAAAAUCUAAACAUUUUAAAAAAAUGAAAAGUCCCAAAAUUGUCACAGACCUUGUGUGGAGCCAAUAGGUACCUGUGACACUUGACCAAUUGCAUUGUAAACAAACAACACAAUCACAUUAGACAUGAUAAUGGGGUGGCAGGGGGGAGAGGAAUUUAACUUUAUCAACAGCAAGAUGUUGUGGCUUGAACGGGAACUAAAAUUCCCAUAACCUUUUGGAAAGAUAUCUGGGUUUUGUAUGUAGCAACUGCUGAGUUAUUGCACCAAGGGCAAACAAUCAUCUCGGAAACCCCUCGAUUGACUGUGCCAGACUUCAUGGAUUUGCUCAGGGUUUCUUAACCUUGGGCCCCCAGAUGUUAUUGGACUACAACUCCUUUGUGGCUGAGGAUGAUGGGAGCUGUAGUCCAAAAACAUCUGGGGGCCCAAGGUUAAGAAACCCUAGAUUAGCUAAUUGCCUUUUGUUUAUGCUGGGGCAACAUGCAUCUCAAUUCUGGUACAGAGAAUAAUCCCCACUCCCAGACUGGAAGAUCAUUGUAUGACAGUAAAGGCAGCAAUGCCUAUCUGAGACCUUCUGCCCAACAUAUGUUGAAGACUACAGAGAUCUCUUCUGACACUAAUAUCAGAUAUAAAAUCCUCUAAAAUAAGGCUUUUUGUAUGCCAAAAAGACUUUCCGUUCUGGUCUUUAUGUCCUGAUUCUCCAAAUAUAGCCUUUAGGGCCUCCAGGCCUCUACCUCUUUGCCCUCCCAUUCCUUUCACCAUGACCCAACUGCUCCUUUGAACGCCAAUUUACUCCACCAUGUUUCCUAAGAUACAGUGCUUCAAUGCACGAACAAUACCAUUAGGAAAUAACAGACCCAAGUCUUGGGUGCUGGUAGCUCCAGGAACACUGGAUCUACUAGAAACAAGGAUAGACCAACAAGGGCAGGCUAGUGGGUAAAGUUGGCCUACUGGCAGUAUAGUUAUCACAGUCUUAGCAUUCGUUCUAACCAUCAGGAAAUAGCAUAUAGUAAUCUCCUUAGGACUCUGUCUCUUCAAGAUGCAGGGGAUAGGCGACCACAUAUUUUUUUCUCCAAGGGAAAAAGUCUCCUUGCACAGAAAGCUAAGAUGUCAAGCAGAAGGGUUGGAACCUAGUGUCUCUGAGGUGCUAGCUUUCCAUGUGUGGGCUGCAAUCCCUUGUCCUGCGCAUUCACAAGGUCUGUACCAUGUGAUUGUUCCUCCCCCCCCCAAUAUUUGAAUUGACUCUCAAUUGUUCCAAAGCUUUUGUCAAUGAUGAUCAAGUCAGUUACUGUCACCAAAUAAAGUCUGUAUUUCUAUGCCCUUGGAUUUUUACUUGCGUAGGGAAAAUGGAUCCUCUUGUCAAAUAAUUUGUGAUGCUGAUGUUUUGUACAUGUCCUCUUGUUAAUUGAGAUGUCCAUAUUCUUGAUGCAAGAGAAAUAGAAAUGCAAAUUAUUAAUUGUCCUGUGCAAUUCUGUGUUGUUGAUGUGUGAGAACUUUAAAAAAAGGGAAUGAUGAUAUAUAAGCAGGUUAAAAAAUAAAUUUUAUGCAACUUCA